Messenger RNA from Trichoderma atroviride IMI 206040, 2034 nucleotides. RefSeq lists its product as uncharacterized. Gene Ontology annotation, biological process: regulation of transcription by RNA polymerase II. The record is from RefSeq and is a predicted model, not a curated record. NCBI's taxonomy places the organism in Eukaryota, Fungi, Ascomycota, Sordariomycetes, Hypocreales, Hypocreaceae. Gene Ontology annotation, molecular function: zinc ion binding; DNA-binding transcription factor activity, RNA polymerase II-specific.
AUGCCUCCUAGACGGUCGCACAAAAAGUCGCGCGCGGGGUGCCGGCGGUGCAAAAAUCGCAAGAUCAAGUGCGAUGAAGUCCAUCCGCGUUGCGGAAAUUGCUCCAAACAUGGUGUCAUGUGCGACUUCGAGAGCCGCCAAGUGCUCGACGAACUGCAUACACUUCCCACCCCGGUCACCAGGAGCCCUCAAGCCCCAGUAUCCGCGCCGACAUCAUCAGGCUCGAUAACGAUGACAUCGACGACGGCGCCAUCCACAGCAGGGAUCCCUGCGUACGACGACCAUCGAAUAUCUCCUUCACGGCUCUCGCCCCCUUCCACGUCCUCAACGCCCUCACUCACGCUACCCUCCGUCCCCAUCAUCACAUCCAUGACGAGACAAGGAGACAGACUUCUGGAAUUUCAGCUAUGGCACCAGUACAUUAGCAGCACGUCCAAAACUCUGGUUAUGAACUCUCCUGCUAGUACGGACAUUUGGCAAAAGGACGUCCCACGCUUCGCUCUGGAGGGGAGAACGUAUUUGAUCGACGCGGUUCUCUCUGUGGCUGCAUUACACUUGCGCUUCAAGAAUCCCGAAGACAGGGUCAUGAUUGAGGCAUCCCAUGCCUACUCUGCCUCUACCUUGGCGGAAUAUUGCCGCUCACUCAACAAGGGUAUAACCGCAGAAAAUGCCGACGCCUUGUUCCUCACUUCAUGCCUUAUUGCGUUCCAGGCCACAGCCUCUCGUCUGUUCAUCAAGGAGGAUAGCGAUCUGACGGAUCCAAGCGAAUCGCACCGCCGAUAUGCAUUGCCUCUUUCUUGGUUUCAUGCUUUCCAAGGCGUCAAAACCAUCGUCGCCACAUCUUGGCAAUGGAUCCGAAACAGCGCCACACUGAAGGUGGUUAUCGACUCUCAGCCUGGCUCCAUGUUGGAUCUGAAUCCGCUCGGGCCAGAAUCCUUUUUUGGCCACCUUCUCGAUGAUCUAGACGAAGAGCUGGAGCAGGAAGAUGAGAGUAACAGAGCCGCAACCAACCAGGGCUACUUCCAUGCUGUCUGUGUUUUAAAUUGGGCCCAUAAGAAUCAGUACGCUCCUUCUGCAUUGGCACUUCCCUCAACUGUAUCACGUCGUUAUGUUGAGCUUGUUGAGGCUAAGAGACCUCGUGCGCUCGCCAUUCUCGCCUGCUUCUUUGCAUUGCUCAAGCGUAUGGAUAACGUAUGGUGGCUAGACGAUGUGGCUCGUCGAGAGGUUAUGGGCCUUGUGAGUCUAUUCGAGACUGGCUCGAAAUGGUGGAGGCAUCUUGAAUGGCCGAUCCGGAUCGCCCUAUGGGACGGAGAAGCUGAUGCUAUCCCGGCCGAUAUAUGGGGUGUGGAGCGGAAGGAGAACCCUCCCGCAGACGGAGGCGUGCUAUCCGCAGAGACGAUAUUGAACCAUAUCGAUCUUAUGGCCAAGAUGAUGGACAGUACCCAAGGGCCGCAGUCAAUAGAGUCCAUCCCCGUGGUGGGAGACUUGGAUGGCUUGGUUCCACCGCCACUCGACUAGAAAUCUUGAGUGACCAUUCUUGGGACAUGCGCCAACGCCUGGCACAGCCUCUCAGAAGUGUAUUAUUUGCUGUUGAUGUUGCAGCUGCUCAACAUCAUUCGGAUAAUUCGGCCUUGUUCAGAAGAGGAGACACUGAUGUAUAGAUAACCACGGAAAGAUGUACGAGCGUGGGAGUUUUUUUUUUAUUCCUUUUUUUCUGCCCCUUCUUACCUUCUUAUUGGGAGAUGGGUUGUCUCUUAUUUUUAUUCCCCCUUUUUAUCGAAGCUGCAAUGCAGUUAUCACUCUUGCAUGUUUUAUUUUCUAAUUUCUUUCACGAGCGAUUCGUAACUGGGCGUUUGGAACGGGGUCUAUGGUCAAAGACGAUCUGAUGAUAGCAGGGCUCGUGGAUUCUAGCACUUCGGAGUCACUUUGUUUCAUACUGAUAUGGAGGACGACAUGACACAUAAUUCUACGGGGUUCACAAGGAGUCAAGAUGAUAUUGGGUAUGGUACAAUUGCAUCUAGGAGUUGUGCUGCU